UUAAUAUUCAUAUAAUUUAAAAAUCAUUAAAUACCAACCCACUGUCGUACAACUAAUCUAUUGAAUUAUAGUAUUAAAACAUACUUAUCUAAUUCAAGAUAUUUUAAAAGUUUUUUUCUUUCCUUAAACAUUUGUUGUUAUAUUUGGUCAACAUAGUGACUGCCAUUAAAAAGGUUAUCAAAUACUCAGAACUGCGUGACCCUUUUGUGAUGCACUCAGAUAUCUAUACUACAUAGAUAUUAUAGUAUAGUAUAGUAUAGAUAUUUAUGGGUAUACAUUGAUGUGUUGAUAAUAUUAAGAAAAUGUGUUCAAUAUUUGGUUUGAGCAUGUCAUGGAAAACAAUUUCAUUAUGUUUGUGUAUUUAUGGAAUUUUAAAAGAGUUCCGUCCAUCCGAAUCAUACGUGAUUCCUUAUUUACAAGGUCCACGAAUGAAUUUCACUGAAGAACAAAUUAACAAUAAAAUACUUCCUAUUGGUGUUUAUGCUUCAAUGAUAUCUAUGAUAUUUGUUUCAUUAACAACCGAUUGGCUUCGGUAUAAAAUUGUUAUUGUAAUUCAAGCAUUAUGCGGUGUAUGUAUUUAUGCUUUACUAUCUUUAUUAACAAGUUUUACAUCUGUUGUUAUUGUUGAAAUUUUAUAUGGUAUUUUUGUAGCUACUGAGGUUGCAUACUACACAUAUAUUUAUUCUGUUGUGGAUGUAAAAUAUUAUCAGCAGGUUACAAGUCAUACUAGAACUGCCCAUCUUAUAGGGCGUUUUUUUUCAGGAAUAAUUUCUCAGGUGUUGAUUUCAACAGACAUAGUUGAUUCAUACCAAUUAAAUUUUAUAACAUUAGGAAGUCUAGGAACCGCAACAAUUUGGUCUUUAGUAUUACCACCAGUAAAAGAGAUUGAGUCAGAAGCUUAUCAACAAAAAGUGGUAGAAAUGGAAAUACAACAAAUGAAUCCAAUUAAAACAAAAACUCAAACAAUUAAUGAAAUGGAAACAGAAACUAAAUUAGUAGAAGAUAACGAAGGACAAGUUGAAAAUCCUAUAGAAGAUAACAAGAUGUCAUGGAAAUAUGUCAAGUCUAUGUGCAAUGAGUAUAAUAAUUCAUAUAUUUUGAAAUGGUCAUUUUGGGUGAUAACAGCAACUUGUUGUUUUAACCAAGUAUCAUUUUAUAUUCAAUCAUUGUGGGAGUCAUUGAGUCAUGAUAAAUGUCUUCAUGCUGACUGUAAAAAAACUUCAGAAUGGAAUGGAGCUGUUGAUGCUUUAUAUACUAUUAUAAGUGCAUAUGUUACAUAUGAAUGUGGUUCAAUCAAACUAAAUAUGGAUAAAUAUUGUAAUUUACUUAUCAUGGUUGCAUCUUUUCUUCAAUGUGCAACUCUUUAUUCAUCAAUUAUAUACAAUUCAAUUUAUAUAUCCUAUAUAAAUUAUAUAAUUUAUAAUACAAUUUAUCAAGCAGUGAUGACCAUUGCCAGUUCAGAAAUAGCCAGAUGUGUUAGUAAAGAUAAACAUGGAUUUGUAUUUGGUAUCAACAAUUUAUUAGCUGCAGUUUUACAAUCAUUUGCUACUUUUUUCAUGAGUAGUUUAUCGUCAUCUAAAAUUUUGAUGUUUUAUACCGAUUUCGAGGAUAAUAGUUCCAGCGGUAAUGGUCAAAAUGUUUCUGUCAAAUUGUAUGAGUCGGAGUGGAAAUAUUUAUUUAAUAUUGAUGAUAUUGAUGAGUUGCGUGAUAUUGCAAUUAAAGGUGAAUUGCGAACAUCUAGAUUUCGGAGUAUAUGCUGGCGACUUCUGCUGGGACUAUUACCAUCAGAUUCAUCUGAAUGGUUAAUAACAAUUGAAAAAUUUCGAUCUACAUAUGAACAAACCAAAUUGAUACAUUACAAUGAUCCUCAUACACAGGAUUCAGGACCAGACAAUCCUUUAUCACUAGAUGAUGAUAGUAUUUGGAAACAGUAUUUCAAAGAUAUGGAAUUGAAGAAAAUUAUCCAACAAGACGUGAUUCGAACAUCUCCUGGAGUUGAGUUUUUUAGAACAGAAAAAAUUCAAAAAAUAAUGGUUGAUUUAUUGUUUUGUUAUUCAAGGGAACAUCCAGAUUUAAGUUAUAGACAGGGUAUGCAUGAAAUUCUUGCUCCAUUAUUAUUUGUUCUACAUUGUGACCAUCAGGCAUUACUUCAUGUUUUAGAGCAGUCAUCUUCUGAUGUUAGCGAUUUAAUAAAAAAAAUUCUUGAACCUGCAUAUCUGGAAGCAGAUGCUUAUUCACUGUUUAAUACUAUUAUGGAAAUAAUGAAAGAUUAUUAUAAUAUUAAUGAUUUUGUAACAUCGACACCAAAAGAAUCUGAGACAGUAAAGACUACUAGUUUGACAUCUGAAAGUGAAGUUGUUAGAAAACUUUCCAAAAUACGUAAUACAAUGUUAACUAGACAUGAUCCAGAAUUACACGAGCAUUUAUUAGCUUUAGAUAUUUCAUUUACAACUUUUGGAGUUCGUUGGUUGAGAUUACUGUUUGGAGGAGAAUUUUCAUUGAUGGAUUUAUUAGUAUUAUGGGAUACUAUUUUUGCCAAAUCACCUGAAAAUUUUGCAAUAGUUAAUGAUAUUUUUGUUGCCAUGUUGGUUCUUUUACGAGCUCAAUUACUUAAGAAUGAUAAUACUAAUUGUUUACAUUAUUUAAUGAGAUAUCCACACGUUGAUGUGAUGACCGUUAUUGAAUAUGCAUUGCAUAUGUCUGAUCCUAAGAAACAUUUGUUACCAUCUGUGAUUAAUUCUCUGAAAAUUGAUAAAAGUGAAAACAUUAAAACUAAUAUUACAGAUGACCAGUCAGAACGACCAAAUAAAUUUGUCAACACUUAUUCAACAAGACAUAUUCAUAGUUCAUCAGAUGAUUUGCUUGAGUUGUGUAGAGUUAAGUUAUUGCAGUAUCAUUCCAUUUUAAAUCCAAUUGUCCCUAAUCAUAAUAAAGAAGCAAGACAAGCUUUAAGUGGGAUUUUAGAGUUAUGUGGUAUGCUUAAUUUGCGGCCUGGCAUCAUUGAAAUGGGCAAAGAUAUUGUACGAAGUACAACUGUGAUUCAAGCACCUCUUACACCUGAAACACCAGAUAGUGGACCAAUUUUACCUCCUCCUGCUUCUGCUAUCACUAUGAAAGUAUUUCGAAAAAUAGAAAGUUCAACUGAUUCGCAAAUACAAGGAGCACCUACCAAAAAUCCAUUAAAACAAAUGAAACGAUAAAUAAAAUGUUAUGCAUAUGCUUAAUUUUUUUGUGAUUUGAAUUUUCUGUGAUUUAAUAUUUUACAUUCUUAUAUAAUAAUAAGCUCUAAGUUUAUAGUUAUUAGUUUUAAUUUAUCCAUUGUAUACUUGGUUGUUAUUAUACAACAGAGUUUUGUUAAGUAUGUGUUUAUGCAUUUUUUUUCAAGUUUUUAUUUAAUAAUAAUAAAUAUUUGAAAAUAAAGGCUUAAAU
Molecule: messenger RNA, 3429 nt
Organism: Sipha flava (yellow sugarcane aphid)
Lineage: Eukaryota; Metazoa; Arthropoda; Insecta; Hemiptera; Aphididae
Exons: 23
Coding region: 303-3200 (965 amino acids)
Biological process (GO): transmembrane transport; vitamin transport
Cellular component (GO): plasma membrane
Molecular function (GO): vitamin transmembrane transporter activity
Source: RefSeq, a predicted model, not a curated record